Messenger RNA from Columba livia (rock pigeon), 1170 nucleotides. RefSeq lists its product as uncharacterized. NCBI's taxonomy places the organism in Eukaryota, Metazoa, Chordata, Aves, Columbiformes, Columbidae. The transcript has a single exon. Bases 1 to 1170 code for a protein of 389 amino acids. The record is from RefSeq and is a predicted model, not a curated record.
AUGCGUCCUGCCUGCCACGGGUCACGCAGCCCCGUCCGAGCUGGCGCUGGCAACCGCCCGUCCUGUCCGGUCCCGUCCCUCCCAGGUUUAAAUCCCCGCCGGGCGACCCGCCCCUGCCGGCACAGCUCCCCGCGGCGCCGCUCUCCGGAGAUGAUGUGGCCUCGGCCCGUCACCCCCACCCCGGGGCACCCCCACGCCAGGGCGGAGCUGCCGCCGCGACGGCGCUCUCCCCCCGCGGGGGACAGUGAGGGCCCCCUCAGAACCUCCGGGGCAGGACCCUUGCUGGGGUCGUCGGCGGCGACAUCGCCGCUCCUGCCGCGGCAGGAACUUUCCGAGUCCGCCCCCGCCCUUCGCCGGCGCGGCGGGCCCGGCCCCCGCCCCCCCGCUCCCGACCCCAGCGGCGGCGGCGGCGCGCGCCCCCCGUCCCGCCGGCCUCACCUGCGGCCCCGCCAGACGCCGGCUGCCCCGCACCGGAGCUGCCCCGCGCACAUCUCCCCCGCCGCGCAGCGCCGCGGCUCCCCGCACACACCAGAGCCGCCCGGGACGGGCUGCGGCACGGGGGAUGCCGGGAGUUGUAGUCCCGCAGGCACGCUCUCACCCUGGGCGCCGCGCCACGGCGAACUACAACCCCCAGCGUGCCCCGCGCGAGAGGGUCUCAGUGAGGAAGGCGGCGCAUGCGCAGAGCUCCCCAAAAGAGUUUCCGUUAGUUUUGUUGCCUGUGGCGGUCGCUGCCCUGAACCGCUAACGGGACGGCGGGGCGCGGCGCGGGGCGGCGGGGCGGCGCCUUCAGCGGCGCUUUGCGCUCCAUCUUGCCGCUGGCGCCCCGCCGCCGCCCUCGCCUCUCCGGCCCCCGCCGCCUCCAGUCUUGCUAAAACUUGGGUCCGCGCCAGUUGGCGCCCGCUUGCAGUUGUGCCAGCGCCGGCCUCCCGUUUCGACAGCUCCUCCGCCCUCCCGAGCGCCUUGGCGCCCCCCGCUCCCGGGCCCCCGCAGCCCUUCUCGCCAUCUGCGCCACUUUCGGUUCACCUUUCCGGGGCGUGGGUGGCGCGGUGCAGUCCCGCGGAGAUCUCCCCAGGGCCUCGGACAAGGCCCUUCAUCGCUGCACAGGAAAUACUUGACCGUGUAUGUCACAGGAUCACGUUGGUCUUGUUCGUGGCUGCUCUGACCUGGUAG